AUGAAUGAGGCACUUCUUCAUCGAGAUGUGAUGACAAAGGAGACACGACGAGAAUUGAAUCUGCUGAUUGAAGAACAGUUACAGGUACAUGGUUCUGAAAAUCCAGGAACACCUCUUAUUUCGGUUCUUUUAAAUGAGAAAAAUUAUUUGAUUUGGAAAAAUGCAAUGAUUCCGGCUCUUGAAGCUAAAAUGAAGCUGGGUUUUGUUGAUGGAAGCUUCCCAAAGCCACCUGAGGGAACUCUUAAGUGUAUAAGAUGGAAUAGAGCAAAUAGCUUAGUCUGUUCUUGGAUUAAGAGUUCUAUGAUGCCUGAUUUAGCAAAAUAUUUUAUGUUUGUUCAUGAUGCAAAAACGCUAUGGAGUCAACUUGAAAAACGUUAUGGCACCACCUCAGCGCCUCACUUGUUUGAAUUAAAAAGGGAGAUUGCACUAAUUAAGCAGGGAGAUACAUCUAUAUCCAAUUAUUAUGGGAGGAUUAAACAACUUUGGGAUCAAUAUGAACAGUUGAGACCCACCCCAAUAGUUGCAGGGGAUGUUGGAAUUUUGUUGAGGACCCGGGAGGUUGAAGAUCAUUCUAUGGAAUUACUCAUGGGACUGAAUGAAGUAUAUGAGCAAGAGAAGAAUCAUAUUCUGUUUCUGGAACCUUUGCCACAUGAGGAAGAAGUGUACAGCAGGUUGUUGAAGGCUGAAAUGCAUCGCCAAGUGAGUCUCAACAUGAUAGCAAAGGAUGACAAUAUGGCUAUGAUGGUCAAAUCAUCUAACUGGCAGAAGAAACCACCAGUAGCUGUUGUUGAUGGGCAGAAAACUGACAAGAGUACACUGCUUUGUUCUUGUUGUCAUAGGACAGGUCAUAUUAAGGAUGGAUGCUUUAAAUUGAUUGGUUAUCCAACUGACAAGCCAGUAAAGAAAUGCAAUUACUGUUCAAGAGAAGGACAUGAACGGAAAGACUGCUUCAAGCUCAAUGGAUAUCCAGAUCGACAGCCAAAACGACAAGUGCAAGGACACAAUGCAGCUGCUGUGAGUGAGGACUCCCCUUUGGAAGUUGAACUAGUAGUCCCAAGUCCUCAUCAAUUACAGGCGAUGAUGCACAUGAUGCAGAAGGAAAUUGACAGGAUGGUUAAAGGAAAGGGACGUGCAGGAGAAGGCUCAACAUCUCAUAGUGUCAAUUCGGUUCAUUUUCCUGAUUUUGCAGGUAUUCCUUUGUGUUUCAGCGACUUGUGGUCACUUUUAUCAUCCACAAUGCGUUUCGCUACUUCUUUUUCCAAGUGA
Molecule: messenger RNA, 1266 nt
Organism: Oldenlandia corymbosa var. corymbosa
Lineage: Eukaryota; Viridiplantae; Streptophyta; Magnoliopsida; Gentianales; Rubiaceae
Source: the annotation of a GenBank genome assembly